AUGGAGUCUAGCAGAAAAACCCACGUGGGUUCAACUCCAAAUUCAGGGAACAUAAAUAGGAAGUGUUUGAAUUGUAGUAGGCUUAAAAAGGUGGUGACUUCUAGAUGUGUUUUUGUUUUGGUACUUAGUUUUGCUAUUCUUUUAUCUUCUUUUUUUUGGCUGCCAUUCUUUCACUUUGGAGAUAGAAAAGACCUGGAUCUGGAUUAUCAAGAUAUGGCUGGAUCAACACAGGUUUUUAACAUCCUUAGAGGAGCAGCUAGUAGAGCAUGGGCUGUGGAACGUGUUGAAAAAUUACGUGUUUAUAGAAACUAUGAAAUGGAUCCGCGACAUAACCUAUUACAAUGCAUAAAAUAUCUCAAAGCGAUGUGUCGAGAAGUGAUACAUUUGAGACAUCAUAUAUGUGAGACCAUGGCAUCUAAGAAUAUCAUAGCUGACCUAAAUAAAGGUGACAAAUUGAAUGGCAAUAACUAUAACACUUGGCGCCAUAAAAUUUGGUAUGUGCUGGAGGAACAGGAUUGCCUUGAGGGCAUUAACCACGUGAUGGAAGACCCAGGGAAAUACGGUGGUACUAGUGUGAUUAGACUGAGGCAGUUGCCUAUUAAAUUUGACACUUACAAGAAACUUCCUAAUCACAAUAUCACACAACAUGUGAGGAUCAUGUCAAUUAUGAUUAGGGAAUUGAAAUUAGCUGGUCAUAUACUCUCUAAUGAGCAACAAGUUCAUGCUUUGAUUUGCUCUCUUCCUGAUAAUUGGGAAUAUUUGAAAGUCAAUUUGACUCAUAAUGAUAGUAUCAAAACAUUUGCUGAUGAUGCCCGCCAUGUGGAACUAGAAGAUGAGCGCCUUGGUGCAGCUAAAUAUCUAGGACAAGCUUUUGUAGCUGAAUCUAGUUCUGGGAAAGCUUCAGGCUUUAAGCGUAAAAAGAACUGUGCUGUUUAUGUUUCAAGCACUAUUAUGCUAACUGAAUCUUAUCCUAUGUGGAUUGCAGAGUCAGGAGCGACAGACCAUGUAACCAGGGAUCAAGAAGCGUUUGUGGAGUUCCGUCGAAUUCCAACUGGUACAAAGUGGAUAUAUGUCGACAACGAUGAUAGAGUGGAGGUGAAAGGGAUCGGUACAUGCAAGUUACAUUUGCGCAGUGGCCGUACUAUUCUCCUUCACGAUGUCCUAUUUGCACCAGGGAUACGAAGGAACUUAAUUUUCGUUGUUGUUCUUUUAAGAGGAGGCUUUGUAGUGUUGGAUUGUGAUUCAAACACUUAUAAUUAUUAUGUUGAUCGUUGUUUUUCUAUCAAUGUAUCUUCUUCUUCUUCUUCUAAAGAUUUGAAUGUUGAUACAUCUUUAGUUUAUUCAGAUAUAUGUGGCCCGAUGAAUGUGAGGGUAAGACAUGGAGCCUCUUAUUUCAUUACUUUUAUAGAUGAUUUUACACGACGAUAUUUAAAUGUGGUAGAAAAUCAAAUAGAUCGAAAGGUAAAAGCCUUGAGAACUGACCGAGGGCAUGAAUAUCUAUCCAAAGAGUUCAGAAACCUAUGUGAUGAUAAGGGAAUCAUUAGGCAAUUAACUAUUCCCAAUUCAUCUCAACAAAAUGGUGUUGCUGAGAGGAGGAAUAAAACGUUGCUAGAAAUGGUGAGGUUCAUGAUGGCGCAUGCUAACUUACCUAUUUCCUAUUGGGGAGACGCUUUGUUAACUGCGACCUACAUUCUGAAUAGAGUUCCUUCUAAAUCAAUACCUACUACACCAUAUCAGCUUUGGAUAGGUAGAUCCCCUGAUUUAAGUUCUCUUAGAUACUUGGGAUUAGCUGCCUAUAUCCAUGAUUCAUCAAAUAAGUUUGGAAAAUUGGGUGCUCGAGGUAAGAAGUGUAUUUUUAUAAGAUACUCAGACCAGUCUAAAGGAUAUGUGUUCAUAGGUGAAAAUCAAGAUGAGACUAUAACUGAAAUAAAGUCACGCGAUGUGACAUUUCUUGAGAGUGAUUUUCCUAGUAGGGGAGAAAUUAAAAAGGGAGAACCUUUAUAUGAAUUAGAUGAUAGAGUUGUACUUGAUGGAUCAACUGAGGUGCAAGAGGAAACACGUCCACCUGUCGAUCCAAGUGGGAGACAAGUUUUCCUAGUAUUUCCUGAAGAUAGUGAAGAACCAAGUUCAGUACAAGAAGCUCUAUCAUGUUCUGCAAAGAAAAAAUGGAAGAAUGAAAUGGAAGAAGAGAUGGAGUCUAUGAAAUCAAAUCAGGUCUGGGACUUGGUUGAUCUUCCAUCUAGUCAAAAAGCCAUUGGGAACAAAUGA
Molecule: messenger RNA, 2268 nt
Organism: Olea europaea var. sylvestris
Lineage: Eukaryota; Viridiplantae; Streptophyta; Magnoliopsida; Lamiales; Oleaceae
Exons: 10
Coding region: 1-2268 (755 amino acids)
Biological process (GO): DNA integration
Molecular function (GO): nucleic acid binding
Source: RefSeq, a predicted model, not a curated record